GCAGCUUGAUGGCGUCGGGAAGUGGCGCCCGGCUCUCGGCCGCGGCCCCAGGGCGAAGGCCGCAAGUGUGAGCGGACCAAUGGCCCAAGCGUGCGGUGACCUCGGGGUUCUGCAAGUGGAGGCGCGAGCCCUUCUCACCCUUCGCCAUGAGUUUCUUAAUUGACUCCAGCAUCAUGAUCACCUCCCAGAUACUUUUCUUUGGAUUUGGAUGGCUUUUCUUUAUGCGCCAACUAUUCAAAGACUAUGAGGUGCGUCAGUAUGUUGUGCAGGUAAUCUUCUCUGUGACAUUCGCAUUUUCUUGCACCAUGUUUGAACUCAUCAUCUUUGAAAUCUUAGGAGUACUGAAUAGCAGCUCCCGUUACUUUCACUGGAAAAUGAACCUGUGUGUAAUUCUGCUGAUCCUAGUCUUCUUGGUGCCUUUUUAUAUUGGAUAUUUUAUUGUAAGCAACAUCCGACUAUUGCAUAAACAGCGACUGCUUUUUUCGUGUCUCUUAUGGUUAACCUUCAUGUAUUUCUUCUGGAAGCUAGGAGAUCCAUUCCCUAUUCUCAGUCCAAAACAUGGGAUCUUGUCCAUAGAACAGCUCAUCAGCCGGGUAGGUGUGAUUGGGGUGACUCUCAUGGCUCUGCUUUCUGGAUUUGGUGCUGUCAACUGCCCAUACACAUACAUGUCUUACUUCCUCAGGAAUGUGACUGACACAGAUAUUCUAGCCUUGGAACGGCGACUGCUACAAACCAUUGAUAUGAUUAUAAGCAAAAAGAAAAGGAUGGCAAUGACACGAAGAACUAUGUUCCAGAAAGGGGAAGUGCAUAACAAGCCAUCAGGAUUCUGGGGAAUGAUAAAGAGUGUUACAGCUUCAGCACCAGGAAGUGAAAAUCUUACUCUAAUUCAACAGGAAGUGGAUGCUUUGGAAGAACUAAGCAGACAGCUUUUUCUGGAAACAGUUGAUCUAUACGCUAGCAAGGAGAGAAUAGAAUACUCCAAAACUUUCAAGGGAAAAUAUUUUAAUUUUCUAGGUUACUUUUUCUCAAUUUACUGUGUUUGGAAGAUUUUUAUGGCAACCAUCAAUAUCGUUUUUGACCGAGUUGGGAAAACUGAUCCUGUUACAAGGGGCAUUGAGAUCACUGUCAAUUACCUGGGAAUCCAAUUUGAUGUAAAGUUCUGGUCCCAGCAUAUUUCCUUCAUUCUGGUUGGAAUAAUCAUUGUGACAUCCAUUAGAGGACUACUGAUCACUCUCACUAAGUUCUUUUAUGCCAUCUCCAGCAGUAAGUCCUCCAAUGUCAUUGUCCUGCUAUUAGCACAGAUAAUGGGCAUGUACUUUGUCUCUUCUGUGCUGCUGAUCCGAAUGAGCAUGCCUCUGGAAUACCGCACCAUAAUUACUGAGGUCCUUGGAGAACUGCAGUUCAAUUUCUACCAUCGUUGGUUUGAUGUGAUCUUCCUAGUCAGCGCUCUUUCAAGCAUACUCUUCCUCUAUUUAGCUCACAAACAGGCACCAGAGAAGCAUAUGACACCUUGAACUCAUGCCUAUUAUAGACUUUUACAGACCAGCGGUGUCAUAAUUUGGAUAUGAAAGAAAAAAAUGGAAGGGACCAGGACCUAUAAUUUUUAAACAAGCAAAGUGCUGUGGUAGCAUACUCUACCUCCAGUGUAGGCUUUCUUCCUCUGGUGAUACUGUAGUUAAGAUUAGCAUCAGCUGGAACAUGAGAAAAUGAAGUAACUCAAGCUAGUAUUCAAUCGAACUUCAUAUGUGAGUUUUAAGACUGCUACAGAGUGAGGGAGAGGAGUUGGAAAAGACCCACGAGACUAGAAGGAAAAUACACUGAAACAAUGGCGUAAGAGAAACCUAAGAAGAGGCCAGGGAGAUAGCAUAAUGCUUAUGCAGAAGACAUUCACGCCUGAGGCUCUAAAGUCCAAGGUUCAACCCUCAGCACCACCAUAAGCCAGAGCUGAGUAGUACUCGGUAAAAAUAAAAUAAAAGGGAGUCGGGUGGUAGCACAGUGGGUUAAGUGCAGGUGGCACAAAGUGCAAGGAACGGCAUAAGGACCCCGGUUCAAGCCCCCGGUUCCCCACCUGCAGGGGAGUUACUUCACAGGUGGUGAAGCUGGUCUGUAAGUGUCUGUCUUUCUCUCCCCUCUCUGUCUUCUGCUCCUGUCUCCAUUUCUCUCUGUCCUAUCCAACAACAAUGACAUCAAUAAUAACUACAACAACAAAACAACAAGGACAGCAAAAGGGAAUAAAUAAAUAAAUAUUUAAAAAAAUAAAUAUGAAAUAAAAUAAAAUGAAAAUGAAACCUAAGGUAACCAAACCAAACAUAGAGGACAGAUGACUUUCCCUCAAUACUGACUGUCUUAAAAUCAGAGGGUGUAACACUUGGGUCUUAGGUUCAUUUUAUCAAGCAUAGUCUGGUAUGCUUGUAUGAUCAAAAGUGAAUUGGUACCCCACACAUCCUCCCUGCCCUUUACCCAAUUAAAAUAACCAAGCAUUAUUUGCCUGUUCUUUUUCUGGGAAAGAGGGUAUUGACUAAAAUUGAUUCUAUAUAGAGACUUCAUAGAGUAUGUUAUUUUUCUUGAAUUUUUUUCAGUACUAUUUAAGAGCCAGUACUUCUAGGUCCACAAGGUAGCUCACCCAGUAAUGUGCAUAUUUUAAAAAUAUGUGCCAGGGGUGGGAUUUGAGUCCCAGGAACCACAUGGGGAAGUCCCUUGUAGAGGGGAAACUUUACACGUGGUGGAGCAGUACUAUGGCAUCUUUCCUUCUCUGAGUAACUAGUUCUAGCUCAGUGGUGAUCCCCCUCCCCUUUCUUGUGCACUGAAUAAGUGCAUAAGUCAUUUUCCUUUCCUGGAACUCAGUUUCUUCAUCUACAAAAAUAAAGAUGUUAAAGCAUUAAAAAGUUUACCAAAAGUACAUUAAAUUAUAUCUGCUAACAGGGAAAUUGUGGGUUGUUUGUUUUUUACCAGAGCACUGCUCAGCUCUGACUUAUUUCAGUGCAGGGGACUGGACCUGGGGCAUCGGAGCUUCAGACAUGAGAGUCUUCCUGUGUAACAAUCAUGCUAUCUCCCCCACCCAGCAACCACAUUCUUACAAAAGCAUGAUUCUUAGAGACUUUAUUUAACAACUCAUGUACAGAUUUAUUAAUUAUCUUCAGUGCUCGGGGAGCCUGUAGAAGUCAAAGAUACCAUUCACUAUACAGAGAAAGAUAGUUGAGUUGAAGCUCAAAUGAGAUCACAUGAAAAUCUGGCUCCUUAAGAAAGACCUUAGCUUUUCCUAAGUUGACCAUAAAUAAUCCAUCUGUAGUCACCCCUCAGGCAAGCAACUGCAUGUGAUGAACUGCUUUCCAGAGGACUUCUCUUCUGACAGAGAUAGUAAGCGGGUGGCAAAUCAUUCCUUGAGAAAGGAUUCCUGUUAAACAUCCAGAGACAGCCAAAGCUGUUACUUCUUCUCAUCACAUCUCUGUAUCUUCAGAACUGGAAGAAGAGUGAGAGGCUGUACUAUUGGCCUGUGCAAAAGAAAACAAAGUGGUAGAGUGUGAACAUCAGGAAACGGAUGACCUGUUUCUAGAGUUGCCUUAAGUUGGCCAGUAGAGUCCUCACUGGCAGCCAGGUGACAUGAAGUCUACACUGGACUUAGUUCCAGCUUGCUACUUGAUACUUCAGCAAAUUUUCUUAAUUUUUAUAUAUUCCUUUUCUAUAAAACUAUCAUUGACUUUCCAUAGAAAUACAGAAUUUUCAGAGACACCGGGUAUACUGCCUUUGUUAAGUUGUUCAGAGUACAAGGUGAGUGGCUGUUCUGUGUGCUGUGGUCUGAGUAUUUGUAUCUUCCCAGAAUUCAUGGAAUGAAAUCCUAGUCCCUAAAGCGAUAAUAUUAGAAGGUUCAUACUUUAGGAAGUGAGGUUGAGGAUGGAGUCUUCAUGAUGAAGAUUAGUGCCCUUCCAAAAAGCUCACUAGCCCAUUCCACUAAAUGAGGACACAGCAAAGAAGCUAAUCUGCACACAGGAAGAGAGCCUUCACAAGACGCCAGAUAAAUCCGCACCAUGACCUUGAAUUACACAGCCUCCAGAACCAUGUGGAAUAAAUAAAUAGUUGUUUAUAAA
Molecule: messenger RNA, 4085 nt
Organism: Erinaceus europaeus (western European hedgehog)
Lineage: Eukaryota; Metazoa; Chordata; Mammalia; Eulipotyphla; Erinaceidae
Gene: GPR89A
Product: G protein-coupled receptor 89A
Exons: 14
Coding region: 147-1514 (455 amino acids)
Biological process (GO): intracellular pH reduction
Cellular component (GO): Golgi cisterna membrane
Molecular function (GO): voltage-gated monoatomic anion channel activity
Source: RefSeq, a predicted model, not a curated record